Messenger RNA from Dermacentor andersoni, 2930 nucleotides. RefSeq names its product mitochondrial protein C2orf69. Gene Ontology annotation, cellular component: mitochondrion. The record is from RefSeq and is a predicted model, not a curated record. Lineage: Eukaryota; Metazoa; Arthropoda; Arachnida; Ixodida; Ixodidae.
GAUGGAAGCACGCAUGUGUAUGUUAAAAUCUCCACGUUCGUGUUCAGCUGGUUCGGCGUAAUACGAUGAAAUAGUUAGUCGGCUUUUGCCUUACCGAACUACUUUGAUGGAGCGGCUUUAAUAUACAGAGCUGACACUUAUGCUAUCUUUAGAUGGGCAGCAUAGGGAUAUAACUUAAGUCAAGCGCAGUCGCUGGUCAUUUGUUCGUAUUCAAAAGUUUUGAUAUGUGCAGACGUUCACUGUGGCUGCUGGCCAAUUUAUUCAGCAAGUCCCUUUCCCAAUCGUUUAGCGCCUUUACUAUGUCAGCAACAACGGACACUUGCGCGCGAUCUUCCGCUGAAAGGUUUGAAAAAGUAGAAGGCUCUACGGGGAAGUUUAAUGAUCUGGUACUAAAGUCACCAGAGAAGACGGGAGACGGAAACCAAGUUGUGGUUUUCUUUGGUGGCGACAUCCAGGACUUCCCAGAGGCGAUGAUGAAGCAUCGUGACAACAGGCGAUAUGUCCAGUGGAACCUUGACAACAUGGCCACAUUAAUGGGAAAGCACUUCCCCAGUGCCCACUGCAUCGUUGUAAGGCCAAACAGGCUUCAGUACCUCACGUUCAGCUGCUAUGACAACUUUGUUGAGGGCAACGACAUGGGGGCACCAACUCAUGAAUUCAGCAUUACUGCGUUGGAGCACCUACUUGCUCUACUCAACAGCUUGUCUGUAAGGCUGAACAACAAAACAAACAAGGCAAAGUAUGACCCUAUUGCCACAGGCGUACUGGAUCUCCCGCUGGUGCUAAUUGGAUUCAGCAAAGGUUGUGUUGUUCUCAACCAGUUUCUCUACGCUAUCAAGGCACUAGAGGUCCAGCCUGAUGAUGAUGUCAGUGCGUUUGUCCAUAGAAUAAAGGCUAUGUACUGGUUGGAUGGUGGUCAUUCCGGUGGAUCUAAUACAUGGGUAACCAAGGAAGUUAUCUUGAAAUCAUUUCGACAGUGCGAUAUCAAAACUUAUAUCCAUGUGACUCCAUACCAAGUGCUGUGCAGCUCAAGGCCCUGGAUAGGCAAAGAAGAGAAAGUGUUUAGAGAGACUUUGAGAAAACUGGGGGUUGAUGUGACACGAAAGAUCUACCAUGAAGACGACCUUCCAUCGUUGGAAAUGCACUUCAGUGUGCUUGAGGAGUUCAAGGAGACUGGAUAACUGUGCAUAUCAUGAGUGACAUUUAGUUUUUUUCGUGCUAACAUGGGCUACUGAUAGAAAAAAUGCAUUCAGAUGUCUUCAGGCUGUGAAAUUUUUAUAUAUUGCAUCUACCAGUGAAUGUGAUUCCUGUUAUGUGAACUUCACGAAUCACACUAACGCUUGUAUCUUGGAAGCAUGUGUGAACAGAUAAUUUAUUGAAAUCUUGCGACUUAUGUAUGAAUGGACUUGGACUGCAAAUGAAACCGCUUUGUGUCACACCAGCCUUCUAGACACCUUGUUGCUGCCCACUUUACAGCUAGUUGUUUCUGUUGACCUGUUUGGUUGUUUGAUUUGGAUGCAGAGCAAGAGUAAGUCUGAGAGUUUAGUUGCCAGCUAGCCUCACUCCUGAACAGGAAAGCAUUGUGAAUGCGGAGAAAUCUGCCUUGAUAGGUCAGGAUAAAGUUGACCUACUUGUGCUUCUGAAAGAAAGCCACUACAUUCUUAUUCUAGGCAUCUGUUGAUAUCACUGAUGCUGCUGUUGCUGCAAUUGAAGCUUUAUCAGCAAUCUUGAUCUAAGCAAAGUACAUGACCAGUUAUAGUGAGGUUGCAACGUAUUUACUUAUUAUGGGGUAACGUGUGUGGUCUUUCUGGCGAGCACUAAAAUGUAUAUUGCAGCACGAGCAAUUUUCGAUGUAUUAAGUGCUUUGUGGUAAGCCUUGCCGAAACAUGGGCACGAAAAAAAAAGUUUUCUGAUGCACUGUGAAUUGACUCUAAUGUGAAAUCUUGCAUUUGCAUCACAACUAUUUUUAUUUGUCAUUAUUCAUAGUAGUGUAGUCGCACGUGAAUUCUGAGUGCCAUGGAAGCUACAUGUGUUACAAACAUUAAGCACUGUUAAGAUGACAUGUGGAUGACAGAAAAGGAGCCAAACAUUGUGGUGGCCUACUUGAGUGUACCCAUAAAAGCUGUGACAAAAUUUCAGCAAUUAUGGUUGAAGUAGUUGCAGUACCUUAUGACAUCAUUUGCAGCAUUAAACCCAGUAAAAGGGCAGAUCAACGGGAAUAAAUGAAAAGAACAGUUCCACUGAGUGUACUACUAAUACAUCUUUUACUAGUUUAGAUAGCCAGUGUGCCAUUUGUGUGACGGGCUUGGAGGAGGAGGAGAAGGUACACAUUUAAAGCGUAACCAAGAGAGACAUGUUGCAAGACUCGGCUGUAGCCUGCCAGGAUGACUCCGAGAUUCUGGUAAAGCCAGGUUUAGCACUUGGCAUUAGCAAAUUCAAGGGAGACCUGGGGCACCUGCUCCAUGGCUCAGAUUGAGUGACACCUGCAGCUACUAGAUGCUUACAAGAGCAGAAAAAAAGACGUUGAAGGCCUUGAGCUUUUUCGGUAUUGCAAAGCAGUGUGUAGGAACAAAAAUUUGAACUAGCUCCAUGGUUCCAAAGGGCUGUUUCUGUAUUGGGGGUGGAAUGGAGGGGUAGUUUGCCAUUGUAAACUCCGGUCUCUACAAACUUUCUGCAGGACUGAUACAGCACUCUGCAACCAAGUUUGAAGUGUGUAAGCAGCUGUAAGCCUCAAAUUUGCCAGCACUCAGUAAGACAAUAAAAUUUGUUGGUAUGGGGCUAGGUUUACAGUAAGUUUCACCAUGCUGUGUGCAGUGAAAAUGGGUUGGUCAUUGUUGUGUGAUUGAGCAGUUGCUGAAAUUUUAGAAAUUUCUUGCUUGGAACAAAAGUAACUGUUUAAACCCCCAAAUAAAUAUUUUAAUGAGCUCUGC